Aspergillus welwitschiae is the source of this 2776-nucleotide messenger RNA. Its product is annotated as NADPH cytochrome P450 oxidoreductase family protein. Gene Ontology annotation, cellular component: cytosol. Gene Ontology annotation, molecular function: FMN binding; flavin adenine dinucleotide binding; NADPH-hemoprotein reductase activity. Lineage: Eukaryota; Fungi; Ascomycota; Eurotiomycetes; Eurotiales; Aspergillaceae. Bases 314 to 2464 code for a protein of 716 amino acids. The record is from RefSeq and is a predicted model, not a curated record. The transcript has a single exon.
CCGAAUUCUGUUCCGGUGAUUUCUCUUUCUACUUCUGUUUCUGCAUCUGCGUCUGGAUCUGCUUUCUUGCUCGGGUUGCUGCUUCUUCUCGUGCCUCGUGUCCUUGCGCCGCCCCUGCUACCUCCACUGUGUCGGUCAUUGGCGCCAAUUCACUCACUCAUCGGAAAUCAUGGUGUCAUGGCCUCUCAUGGAUCGAUUUAUAGAUCCAGCAGCUGCUCUUUCUUCUUCUACUGAUCUUCCGACUACAGAGUGACUGAUUGACUGACGGGCUGGCUGGUUCUGCUCAGUGCACCUCAUCCUCAUCCUCAUCAUUAUGACCUCCCCUCUGCCUCCAUGGCAGCUAUCGCCAGCCCUCUGGCAGGAGCUGACCAAAGCCCUCACCCCCACUGGAGUUGCCGACUAUGCCGCCCUGACUCUCCUCGCCAUGGCGGGCACAACCUACCUGUCACGCGGCAUCCUUUGGGACCAACCAGAUCCCUAUAACUAUCUCUGGUAUGAGCGUCCCCAGCUGAAGAUGGCCGGUUCCGCCGGUCCCAAUGCCCACCAAGAGACCCGCAACAUUGCCCAGAAGCUCGAAGAGGCGGACAAGAAUAUCGUCGUCUUCUGGGGAUCACAGUCCGGUACAUCCGAGGGCUUUGCCCAUCGAUUGGCGCGCGAGAUCGCCCUCCGCUUCCGCCAGGGUACUCUGACGGCUGAUCUAUCGGAUUAUGAUCCGGAGAGUAUCGCCCAGAUUCCUCAGUCCAAGUUGGCGAUCUUUAUCCUGUCUACGUAUGGCGAGGGAGAUCCCAGUGAUAACACGGCUGAGUUCUGGGACUGGAUUCACAAGGCCGAGAAUGUCUCUUUGGCCAAUGUGAGGUAUUGUGCGUUUGGUCUGGGGAAUAGCAAUUACAAGUUCUACAACCGUGUCGUGGAUGUGGUCGUUCAGGCGCUGGAUGGUCGAGGCGCAAAGGCUCUCAUGCCCGUUGGUAGGGCUAAUGACGCCGAGGGCGCCACGCAGGAGGACUUUAUUAGCUGGAAAGACGAGCUGUUUGCCAUGUUCAAGUCCCAGCUCGGCUUCGAGGAGGGUGAGAUGGAGUACCUGCCCACCCUAUCCGUCGAGGAAGAUGAGUCCCUGGAGCCUAUUGAUCUGAACCACGGCGAGCCAGAUGCCCGUGAUGCUAGUAGGGCAUCUGCACAAUGCUCCCCUGUGCGGCCAGUGACUAUCUCCAGUACUCGUGAGCUCUUCCAGGUCUCAGACCGCCACUGCUUGCACAUGGAGAUGGACCUGUCCAGCGUCCCCGAGUUCACCUACAAGACGGGUGAUCACCUCGCCAUCUGGCCCAGCAACCCCGACGCAGAUGUCGAGCGUCUCCUCCAGGUGUUGGGCCGUACUGCACGCCGCGAGGUGCCCAUCUCCAUCAAAUCUCUGGACCCGGCCACGAAAGUGCGCAUCCCAACGCCCACGACCGCGGCAGCCCUCUUCCGCUACUACCUGGAGAUCUGUGCUCCCGUGAACCGCGACACGGUACUCGGUCUAGCACAAUUCGCACCCACCCCGGAAGCAAAGACAUACCUCCUUCAACUAGGCCAGGACAAGACCAGCUACGCCAACUUCCUCAACUGCACCCAUGUCACCCUCAGUCGUCUCCUCCAACUCGCCUCCCCAGACAAUGCCUGGUCCGCCCUACCCCUAUCCUACCUGGUCGAAACCCUCGCCCCCAUCCAACCUCGAUACUACUCCAUCUCCUCCAGCAGCGUGCUCUCGCCCCGCAAACCUUCCAUCACCGCCAUCGUCUCCACCACGCCAGUCCCCGAGAACCCGGACGAACUCAUCCACGGCAUCACCUCCAACUACCUCCUCGCAUUAUCCCAGCACCGCUCAUCCCCAUCCACCACCCACCCUUACGGCCUUACCUACCACCUCAACGGGCCCAGUAAUGCCCUCAACAGCGAGAAGGUCUUCGCCCACCUCCGCAAAAGUAAAUUCAAGCUGCCCCGCACCGGAAACACACCCCUCAUCAUGAUCGCCGCGGGCACGGGCCUGGCCCCGUUCCGAGCAUUCAUCUCCGAGCGCCGCCAGUUGCAGCAGAUCGGCCGCGAAGUGGGACAGAUGAUCCUCUUCUUCGGGUGUCGGCGCCCGGACGAGGAUUAUAUCUAUAAGGAGGAGCUGGAUGCGUUGCAGGAGGGGCUGGGAGGGAAGUUGCGCAUUGAGACGGCGUUUUCGAGGUAUGAGAACGAGGGAGUGAAGAGGCAGUAUGUACAGGAUAAGAUUGUCGAGUGUGGGGAUGAGGUGGUUAGAUUGUUGGUGGAGGAAAGGGCGAACUUGUAUAUUUGUGGAAGGGCGGGGAUGGCUAGAGAGGUUGAGAAGAGGGUUGGGGGGGAGAUGUGUAGGGUGAAGGGGUGGGAUGAAGGUGAUGGACAGUGGAACGAGUGGUGUAAGGGGUUGAAGAAGAGGGGGAAGUGGCAGGAGGAUGUUUGGGGUUAGAAUCUUCUUCUUGUUCUUUUCUUGAUGAUCAGUUCCAUGAACAAGUUCUGUUGAUUUAUGUGUCGGAGUUUCAUGAGAUAUAUCCAUCUAUCGAGUUCAUAUCAUAUACAUCCAGCUUCAUCCGCCUUUUUCUUCUUUCAUUCACCCAGUCCUUAUACAUACAUACACGCAUUUCAGUCAUCCAUACAAACCCAACCCAAUUCAAUUCAAUCCAAUCCAACCAGAAACCUAAUUUAAUCCCAAUUGCCCAAUCCUAGUCUAGUCCAGAGCAAGCAAAAAAGCAUCUUCCAGAAGGCUAAACCCAAUGCACAC